This is a messenger RNA of Phragmites australis (common reed), 2063 nucleotides long. Its product is annotated as ethylene-responsive transcription factor ERF055-like. The coding region runs from base 114 to 1577 and encodes 487 amino acids. Gene Ontology annotation, molecular function: DNA-binding transcription factor activity; DNA binding. The transcript is spliced from 2 exons. Gene Ontology annotation, biological process: ethylene-activated signaling pathway; regulation of DNA-templated transcription. NCBI's taxonomy places the organism in Eukaryota, Viridiplantae, Streptophyta, Magnoliopsida, Poales, Poaceae. The record is from RefSeq and is a predicted model, not a curated record.
AUGUUGCUCGCCAAGGAAUGGAACCAUCUGUGAAAACAUCGCCCCUGUCACAGUAGCUAGCGACCCAUCUCGAGUCCUCGACCUGGGCCGGUCUCCGGUGUGCGGUGCUGUUCAUGUGCCACACCGCGGUGGCGGACCCAGGGGAGCAGCACGGGCGGCGCCUCGCCGCCGCCGACGACGGAGGAGCAGACCAGCAGCCGCCGGAGUCCAUGACGACAUUGUCUUCGCCGUCGCUGUCGCGGAGCAGGGAGGCGCAGGAGAUGUCGGCGAUGGUUUCGGCGCUGGCGAGGGUGGUCGCCGGCUCCGCGCCGCCGGAGUCCGUGACGACAUUGUCUUCGCCGGCGCUGUCGCGGAGCGGGCAGGCGCAGGAGAUGUCGGAGAUGGUUUCGGCGCUGGCUAGCGUGGUCGCCGGCUCCACGCCGCCGGCGAAGAGGCCCGCCGAGGAUGAGGCGUGGUGGCCGUACGAGCUGGAGCUCGACGCCGCGCCGCCCUCUGCCUUCGGGCCGGACGUGGACGUUGCAACGCAGCCGCCGGAGCAGUACUGGCCCGCGGCGGCGACAGGGGCGUCAUCCUCGUCGCAGCAUCCUGCCGCAGCUAACGAGGAGCUCCCCUCGCCAUCAUCAGCCGGCUCCGGCGCCGGGGAGAGCAGCAGCGGCGCGCCGCGCAAGCGGUACCGUGGCGUGCGGCAGCGGCCGUGGGGGAAGUGGGCGGCGGAGAUCCGGGACCCGCACAAGGCGGCGCGUGUUUGGCUCGGCACCUUUGACACCGCCGAGGCCGCCGCGCGGGCAUACGACAGCGCCGCGCUCCGCUUCCGUGGUAGCCGUGCCAAGCUCAACUUUCCCGAGUUCGCCAUCCUCCCAUCCCCGCCGACGCCACCGUCACGGUCGGGGGCGCUGUUGGAGUCGCAGACGCUCCUCGGCGGGAAGUCCUACUCGGAGUAUGCAAGGUUCUUGAAGAACAUUGUUGAUACCGGUGGCUCGUCAGGGACGUCACGGCCAAGGGCGUCGCAUUCUCCUGCAGCGUACAACUUCAGAGGAGAGGGUGAGGCCAUGAGCAACCUCUUGCCGUGGGAGAGCAGCUCCGAAGCAGGCGGCGGGGUAGGAGACAGCAGUCGCGCCAAGCUCAACUUCCUCGAGUCUGCCAUCCUCCCAUCCCCGCCGCCGCCACCGUCGCGGUCGGAGGCGCUCCCCGGCGGGGAGUCCUACUCGGAGUAUGCAAGGUUCUUGAAGAUCGUCGGCGAUACCGGUGGCUCGUCAGGGACGCCACAGCCAAGGGCGUCGCCUUCUCCUGCAGCGUACAACUUCAGAGGAGAGGGUGAGGCCAUGAGCAACCUCUUGCCGUGGGAGAGCAGCUCCGAAGUAGGCGGCGGGGUAGGAGACAGCAGUCGCGCCAAGCUCAACUUCCCCGAGUCCGCCAUCCUCCCAUCCCCGCCGCCGCCACCGUCACGGUCGGAGGCGCUGCCGGAGUCGGAGGCGCUGCCGGAGUCGCAGGCGCUCCCUGGCGGGGAGUCCUACUCGGAGUAUGCAAGGUUCUUGAAGAACGUCGACGAUACCGGUGGCUCGUCAGGGAUGCCAUGACCAAGGGCGUUGCCUUCUCCUGCAGCGUACAACUUCGGAGGAGAGGGUGAGACCAUGAGCAACCUCUUGCCGCCGGAGAGCAGCUCCGAAGCAGGCGGCGGGGUAGGCGGCCACCUGACGGCUUCGGCAUCUCAAGCGGCGUGGGCGAACUACUAUGGCUCGUACCUGUCGUGGAGAUGGGACCAAUCAGGCUGACCGACGUCAACGGAGGAGCCCUCACUGUCACUGACAGGUUGCCCUGCGUUCAAGGGCUGGUCGGGGGCAGAUGCUUACGUGGUAAGGUUUGGUCAGCCGCUGUUAACGCCACAUGGUCGCGGUCAACCGGUUCAAACUGAUGUGAACAAUGCCUGGUGAUCAAUUAGAGUAGACACUUAUUAUUAGGUGUGUAAAAUGGAUAGCAGAUUUUUGUAAAAUAUGGAUAUGUAUUAUCGAUUUUUGUAUUUGGUUAAAUGUAAAUGUGGUAAAAAAAUCUAUAUUCGAUUGACA